Messenger RNA from Salvia miltiorrhiza (redroot sage), 2224 nucleotides. RefSeq names its product transcription factor IIIB 70 kDa subunit-like. Gene Ontology annotation, cellular component: transcription factor TFIIIB complex; nucleus; transcription preinitiation complex. Lineage: Eukaryota; Viridiplantae; Streptophyta; Magnoliopsida; Lamiales; Lamiaceae. Gene Ontology annotation, biological process: transcription by RNA polymerase III; DNA-templated transcription initiation; transcription preinitiation complex assembly. Gene Ontology annotation, molecular function: RNA polymerase III type 3 promoter sequence-specific DNA binding; RNA polymerase III general transcription initiation factor activity; TBP-class protein binding. The transcript has 20 exons. The record is from RefSeq and is a predicted model, not a curated record. The coding region runs from base 305 to 2104 and encodes 599 amino acids.
CGCCGCUACCGUUUCCCUCGCCCACUUAAAACAGUUGAACCUCAACUGGAUCGUGCCAAAACCCCACCAUCUCCAAAUUCUGCGUUGAUAAAAUUAAAUUUCAAACCGUCGAUCCGCCGCCGCGAUUGUUUCUUUCCCGCGCCUUGGAUCGGAUAAAUCGCGUUUUUACCACUGCCGAGAUUUUACCCCGCCCAAAGAGACCAACUUCACUCCCGUAUCAAUUGCGCCGCUGCGGAAGCGAAGUCAUUAGCUUCAGCUGAAUUACUUGUAAUAAAUCCCGCCCCCCUUUCAGUGAGGGCGCGCGAUGUGGUGCGAUAACUGUGCCAAAAAUGUGCGGACUGAUAACACUGAAGGAAAAGCAUGCUGUUCGCUUUGCGGGAAGGUUCUUGCUGAGGAUAACUUUACGGAGGAGGUUCAAUUUACAAAAUCAUCUAAUGGACAGGCACGCCUGCAAGGUAGCUUUGUGGAGUCCGUCCGAGGUCAUUCUGAAAGUCAUGAGCGAACAUUGACUGAAGCUUAUUAUGGAAUAAAAAAUAUAAUGUAUGCCCUCGAAAUUGACGGUGGUGAUUACAUAGCUAAUGUAGCAUCAAAAUUUUAUGAGGCGGCAUUAGGAAAGAACUUCACAAGGGGGCGCAGGAAAGAACAAGUGCAAGCUGCUUGUCUUUAUAUUACCUGUAGGGUGAAGAAAAAGCCAUAUCUUCUUAUCGAUUUCUCGGAACAUCUAAGGGUAAACGUCUAUGUGCUAGGGGCGGUCUUUUUGCAGCUUUGCAAAGCUCUUAACCUUGGAGAAAGUGAUCUUCUUCAAAAUCUUGUGGAUCCCAGCCUUUUCAUUCACCGAUUUGCUGACCGUCUGUUUAAAACCAGAGACCGAAAUGUUUCCAAAACUGCGCUUCAGAUUGUUGCUAGCAUGAAGCGUGAUUGGAUGCAGAGUGGGAGGAAACCAAGUGGGCUAUGUGGAGCUGCGCUUUAUAUAUCUGCUCUAGCACAUGGUCUCAAUUGUUCGAAGUCUGAGAUUAUUAAGACAGUCCACAUCUGUGAAGCAACAUUGACAAAGCGGUUGAUUGAAUUUGAGAAUACCGAGUCAGGAGGUCUAACGAUUGAAGAGUUUGAGAAGAAGUCUGAGGAACUUGCCGCUAUGGAAGAAAAAUUUGGAGUAGACGAGUCACAAAUGAAGUCUAGGAGUGGCGAGCUUCUCUGUAGACAUAAGGGUGAACCUCAGUUUGCUUAUGGUCUUUGUAAGGACUGCUACAAAGCGUUCAUGGCACUUUCUGGUGGCCUUAAUGGUGGAUCAGAGCCUCCAGCUUUCCAGCGUGCUGAGAGGAAAAGAAUAAUGGCUGAGGAAGCUGCUGCUGAUAGAUCUGAGGACCUAGAUUCAUCUACGUUGGCUGGCCCGACUGAGACCAACAGCAAACUUUUAAAUUCUGAUGAACAGAGGAGCCUCAAUAAUACAAUUCAAGAUGAAGUUAAACAACCAGCACACCCUGAUUCAACAGGGGCUACCUUGAAGUCGAACACCAUUCAUGAUACUAUUGAUGGCAGAACGGAUGCUAGCGAUUUUACUGGGGAAGAGUCAGAGAGUUUAUCAGACAUUGAUGACAUUGAGGUUGAUGUAUAUAUUAAUACUGAGGAGGAGAAGAAUUUGAAAACGACGGUCUGGGAGGAGAUGAACAGAGAAUAUCUCGAGGAGCAGGAAGCAAAACAAGCUGCUGCAAAGAAAGCUUAUGAACCCAAUUUUGCUAAUUGUUCGGGUGAUGUUGAAGGUGCAAGACAGCUCGCUGAGGCAGCUGCGGCAGCAGUUGCGCAGAAUAGAAAGGAAAAACGACAGAAGCGAGCUGCUGAGUUGAAAAAUCUCGAGCCAACUGCAACUACUAAAGAAGUAGUUGAACAUAUGAUAAGUACAAAGUCAUGGAGUGAUAAAAUUCGGAAAGAUUUACUGGAAGAUCUUAUUGAUUUGAGCCCCAAGAAGAGAAGCCGGAAGGCGGAGACGGAGACAGAGCACGACGACGAUUAUUUGGAAGAAGAUCUUGAACCAGAAGAUGCCUACGUUAAUGCAGAAGACUAUAACUAUGACCAAGAUAUUAACGAUAUGGAUGAUCAUUUCUAGUAUUUUUUCCAUCUUGUAUAUUUAUGCAUCAUGCUAUCAUCAGAUGUUGAUAACAUUAUGAAUAUGCAUUUAUUCAGUCUAGAGUUUCCAAAAUAAAAUAAAAAUUGGUUUAUUUUGAAA